Molecule: messenger RNA, 921 nt
Organism: Capronia epimyces CBS 606.96
Lineage: Eukaryota; Fungi; Ascomycota; Eurotiomycetes; Chaetothyriales; Herpotrichiellaceae
Product: murein transglycosylase
Exons: 1
Coding region: 1-921 (306 amino acids)
Biological process (GO): cell wall organization
Cellular component (GO): extracellular region; fungal-type cell wall; cell surface
Molecular function (GO): 1,3-beta-glucanosyltransferase activity; glucan endo-1,3-beta-D-glucosidase activity
Source: RefSeq, a predicted model, not a curated record
AUGCGUAUCUCGCAAAUCCUCGCCCUCGUGGCGGCCCUUCCUUCCGCCCUCGCUGCCUACAAAGGGUUCAAUUAUGGCUCAACCGGUCGGGACCAGGCGGCUUUUGAGGGCGAGUUCAACUCUGCAAAGAAUCUGGCCGGGUCGAGCUUCACAUCCGCCCGCCUGUACACGAUGAUUCAAGACGGAACUACCGACACCCCCAUAUCUGCCAUCCCCGCCGCCAUCAACACUGGCACUACCCUGUUGCUCGGGUUGUGGGCGUCGGCUGGCGAUGCUCAGUUUGCCAACGAGUUGGCGGCCCUCAAUGCCGCCAUUGCUCAGUAUGGCACCGCCUUCACCGACUUGAUUGCCGGCAUCAGUGUUGGAUCCGAGGACGUCUACCGUAUCACCCCCAUUGGUGUCGCAAGCAAUGCAGGAACCGGUGUUGGCCCGGAUGUCAUCAUCAACUAUAUCAGCCAAGUUCGAUCUGCCAUUGCUGGCACCGCGGCCGAGGGCAAGCUGGUUGGACACGUGGAUACCUACAAUGUCUGGACCAACUCGAGCCAGAACGCCUUGAUUGCCGCCUCCGACUUCAUCGGGGUGGAUGCCUAUCCUUACUACGAAACAACCAAGGAGAACUCGAUCGCCAACGCGAACGCCACCUUCUGGGAUGACUAUGAGGUCACGGUGGCCGCCAGCCAGGGCAAGCCGGUCUGGAUCACCGAGACUGGUUGGCCAGUUUCGGGCGCGACCAGCAACGAAGCGGUCGCCUCGGUCGAUAAUGCAAAGACCUACUACGACGACGUGGCCUGCCAUGCGUUUGCCAAUAACAUCAACACUUGGUGGUACAUUCUCCAGGACACCGGUGCCGACCCCAGCUUCGGCCUGGUCGGGGCUGGCACUCCGCCUCCCACCACUCCUCUGUACACCUUGAGCUGCUAA